AUGAAAUUGACCCAUAUUGAAGCCCUUGAACUCCUAGAUAAUAUGUGUGAAGUGAUAGAACAUGAAGAUAAUAUGUCUGAAAUUGGCAACGACUUUCUCAUUCCAGCAGUUUUCGGAGCUACCGCGCUAGGAAUGUUUGAGUUUAUUGACCGUGUAUUGCAAGCAAGACCAAAUCUCGUGUGGGCGUGUAAUUCAAUGGGAAGGAACCUCUUUCAGUUUGCCAUUGAAAGUCGUCAAGAAAAAGUUUAUAACCUUUUUUAUUAUAAACUCAGUAAAAGACGAAGAACUGCGAUUGGAAAUAUUGUAGAUGGGGAUAACAAUUGCGCGCUACAUGUGGCAGGGACGCUUUCACCAUUCGCAAGGCUCGAUAAUAUCUCAGGUGCAGCUUUGAAAAUGCAGAGAGAACUACAAUGGUUCAAGAAGGUCGAGAAUAUUGUAGUACCCUUGGUUAAAGAAUCUUUAAAUAAGGAGCAUAAGAUGCCACGUGAGAUGUUUACCAAGAAUCACAACCAAUUGGCGAAGGAAGGAGAAAGAUGGAUGAAAGAAACUGCAUCUUCAUGUACAGUUGUAGGUGCUCUCAUUAUUACCAUCAUGUUUGCUGCAGCAUUCACAAUUCCCGGUGGAAACAAUGGACAAACAGGCUUCCCAAUAUUCCUGCAUAAAAAGUUGUUUAUGGCUUUUAUAGUUUCAGAUGCUAUAUCCCUCUUUUCUUCCACAACUUCGGUGUUGAUGUUUUUGGGAAUCCUUACAUCACGUUAUGCGGAAGAUGAUUUCCUCAAAUCCUUACCAACAAAGAUGAUAAUAGGUCUUUCCACCUUAUUCAUCUCUAUUGCCACCAUGAUGGUUGCCUUUUCUUCCGCCCUUUUCAUUAUGAUCCAUGAACAAUUGUGGAUUGUUAUUCCAAUGAUUGUCGUUGCUAGUGUUCCAGUCACCUUAUUUAUUUGGAUGCAAUUUCCUCUUCUAGUUGAGAUGUACAUUUCUACUUAUGGACGAGGAAUAUUUGACAGGAAAGUGAAAUCAAGGGCAUAA
Molecule: messenger RNA, 1029 nt
Organism: Prunus armeniaca (apricot)
Lineage: Eukaryota; Viridiplantae; Streptophyta; Magnoliopsida; Rosales; Rosaceae
Source: the annotation of a GenBank genome assembly